AGCGAGAGAUUAUGAAAUUGACUUUUGGCCAAAACGCUAACUUUAAUCGCAAAAGUAAGAAAAUCUAGUAAAACAGAUGCUGAGAGCAAAAUCUGCGAUCUUCUGCUAUUUCCCCAUUUGAAACUCCACCGUUCAAGCCGGUCACUGCUCCAACGGACCGGCGGAACAAGGAGACAAAAAGAUGGGUGAAUCUCCAGAUUUCAUAAGCGAUCUACCUCAAAGCAUUAUUGAGAAUAUCCUUACUCGGCUUUCGAUUAGAGAUGCAAUAAGAACAAGUGUAUUAUCUAGCAAAUGGAGAUAUAAAUGGUCUACACUCACUGAUCUUGUCUUUGAUGAGAAAUGUGUUUCUCCUUCUAAUGACCGUUGUGUUGUUGAGACUAAUCUUGUGAGAUUCAUUACUGGAGUGCUUCUCCUUCACCAAGGACCUAUCCACAAGUUUCAGCUCUCUACUUCUUUCAAACAAUGUCGUCCAGAUAUUGAUCAGUGGUUGCUUUUUCUUUCGAGGAACGGGAUUAAGGAGCUUGUUCUUAAGUUAGGUGAAGGAGAAUUCAGGGUUCCUGCAUGUCUCUUUAACUGUUUGAAAUUGACCUGUUUGGAGUUAUGUCAUUGUGAGUUUGAUCCGCCUCAGUAUUUCAAAGGGUUUUCGUAUCUGAAGAGUUUAAACCUUCACCAGAUCCUUGUUGCUCCUGAGGUUAUUGAAAGUCUGAUCUCAGGAUGUCCGCUUCUCGAGUUCCUGUCUUUGUCUUACUUUGACAGUUUGGUUUUGAGUAUAUCAGCUCCGAAUCUCAUGUACUUGUAUCUAGACGGCGAAUUCAAAGACAUUUUCCUCGAGAAUACGCCCAAGCUAGUUGCAAUAUCGGUUUCAAUGUACAUGCAUGAGGAUGUUACUGAUUUUGAGCAGAGUUCGGAUUAUAAUCUCGUUAAGUUCCUUGGUGGUGUGCCCCUUCUUGAGAAGCUCGUCGGUUAUAUCUACUUCACAAAGUACUUGAGUAUAGGAGAUGACCCGGGAAGGCUUCCACUUACUUACAUACAUCUUAAAACUAUAGAACUUUACCAAGUAUGCUUUGAAGAUGCCGAUGAGGUGCUAGUUCUUCUUCGUUUGGUCACUCACUCUCCCAACCUUAAAGAGCUCAAAGUUUCGGCUUCACCAGUCCAACCAUUUCCUCUUGAAGAAGAAGGUUUUGACCUUUUCGAAAGAGAUUACUUCGACUACAAACUCCCAAGCCUUGAAAGCGUGAAGAUAACAGACGCCUCUGGCAUCAGAUAUGAAUUGGAAUUUAUCAGAUUCUUGCUGGGAACUUCACCAGUUUUGGAGACAGUCACUGUAUCAUCAAGUUUAUCAGAUAAAGAUGCGAAAAUGGAUAUGGUUAUCGAAUUGCUCAGGUAUCCACGUGUCUCUCCUCGAGCUCAGCUCCUCUUCCUUCAAGACUGAAAUCUGAUUCCCCUUCUCCAUCUCUCUCCCUCUCUCUCUUUCUGUUAUCAUGUCUAAACAUGUUUUGGUGUUGAAUCUGUUGGAGGAAAUAUAUAAUUGUGGAAAGAUAACAAAACUGUUGAAUCUGCAGGAGUGAACUUAGUUGACCAAAGAUAGUAAAAAAGAGUUACUACUUGUACUUGAAUUGGUGUGUUAGUAUUAUCAUUCUAACUAAAAUUCAAAUUGUAAUAUGCAUUAUGGGGUCUAAAUUCGGAAAGUGAUGCUAACAAAUUAGUAGGUUAUUUACAUGUCCUAUCAAUUUAGACUCAAAACUAUAAUUUUAUUAUGUUGUCGGCUGUAGAAAGAAAGAUAUUUGGUUGGUUUGUAAAAAUUGAAAUAAUCAAAAAAACAAAGAAAAGGAAAAA
Arabidopsis thaliana (thale cress) is the source of this 1836-nucleotide messenger RNA. Its product is annotated as F-box/RNI-like superfamily protein. The record is from RefSeq and is marked reviewed. NCBI's taxonomy places the organism in Eukaryota, Viridiplantae, Streptophyta, Magnoliopsida, Brassicales, Brassicaceae. The transcript has 4 exons. The coding region runs from base 182 to 1432 and encodes 416 amino acids.